Ascochyta rabiei is the source of this 669-nucleotide messenger RNA. Its product is annotated as mitochondrial 54S ribosomal protein YmL41. The transcript is spliced from 2 exons. The record is from RefSeq and is a predicted model, not a curated record. Gene Ontology annotation, cellular component: ribosome; mitochondrial large ribosomal subunit. Gene Ontology annotation, biological process: mitochondrial translation. Gene Ontology annotation, molecular function: structural constituent of ribosome. Bases 1 to 669 code for a protein of 222 amino acids. Lineage: Eukaryota; Fungi; Ascomycota; Dothideomycetes; Pleosporales; Didymellaceae.
AUGGACGCGGUACCGAUCUCGAAGAAGCUGAUCGCCUUCGGCAGCAAGAAGAUCUAUCUGCCCAAGUUCACGGUUGCAAUGGUGCGCGCACCAGGCCUUUCUCCAUACCACGCACGCUUCCUUGUCCCACUCGACUUCUCCAAGUACGAUCUCCGUGACUACCUCUACCAUGCGUACAAUGUCAAAUGCUUCAACAUUCGAUCAUACGUUAAGCAGAUGCCUAUCCGCGACACAGUACAACAACCGCGCCACUGGUUCCGCGACGAGUCGAAGAAGUACAUGACAGUUGAGAUGGAACAGCCCUUCGUGUGGCCCGAAGUGCCAGCGGAUACGAAACCUUGGGGUUUGGGACAGGUGAAGUCGGAGACUGCGCAGGCGGCUGAGGCCAACGGAAUCGUGACUGUAGAGCAGAAGAGGCAAAAGGCUAAAUCACUAAGAGAGCAGGUGAAGGCGCUCAUGACGAAGAAGGAGCCUUUGGUAGAUAGGAGUAUUGCACAGAAGAGGGCGGAAGGUAGAGAUCUUACGCCCGACGAGCUGCAGAAGGAGGAGACCGCAAUGCGAAAGAAGGCAGAGAACGAGAAGAUGUCGGCAUUGAAGUUCUGGGAAGAGAAGAGGACAGGGAAAGUUGUGCAAAGUGAUGAGUCGAGUCGUUACACGAUCAAGGCAUGA